Staurois parvus is the source of this 315-nucleotide messenger RNA. NCBI's taxonomy places the organism in Eukaryota, Metazoa, Chordata, Amphibia, Anura, Ranidae. The record is from the annotation of a GenBank genome assembly.
UUCCAAUCCCCUCCAUAUCAUGUGAUUCAGGUGUUCCAAUCCCCUCCCAAUCAUGUGAUUCAGGUGUUCCAAUCCCCUCCAUGGACACAGGUGUAUACAAUCAAGCCCCUAGGCAUGCAGACGGCUUCUACAAACAUUGGUGAAAGAAUGGGUCGCUCUCAGGAGCUCAGUGACUCCAAGCGUGGUCCCGUGAUAGGUGGCCACCUGUGCAAUAAGUCCAUCUGUGACAUUUCCUGGUCACUAAAUAUUCCACGCUCAACUGUUAGUGGGAUUAUAACAAAGUGGAAGCAACUGGGAACAACAGUCACUCAACCA